This is a messenger RNA of Ogataea philodendri, 2214 nucleotides long. RefSeq lists its product as uncharacterized. Gene Ontology annotation, biological process: DNA-templated transcription. The record is from RefSeq and is a predicted model, not a curated record. Lineage: Eukaryota; Fungi; Ascomycota; Pichiomycetes; Pichiales; Pichiaceae. Gene Ontology annotation, molecular function: DNA binding; zinc ion binding. The transcript has a single exon. The coding region runs from base 1 to 2214 and encodes 737 amino acids.
AUGAAGUAUCUGAGCAAGUUGCACGACGAGAUUUCCAAGCUGAAGAUCGAGAACGCGAACCUGCGCAGUGCCAUGAAGAGCAGCCGCAAAGAAACAGACCCGGUGAAGAAGUCCGACGCCGGGCCGGCUGCCGUGCAGACCCUGGCAACGGGCUCUUCCAGCAUGAACAUCAGCCAGUUGUUGAAUCACGAGGAGGACGAGCCCGAUAAGCCAGACCGGCCGGCCAACGAGGUGAUUCCGCCGUUUCUGGACAAGUACGGGCGGAUGAUCCAUUCGCGAACGGGCGAAGGGUUCUACAUUGGCAAUUCGUCCAUGACGCUUUUUGGGCUGGAAAUUAACCGGCUGGUUGCACCACUGAUGAACAGCGAUGCCCCGGCCUCGUUGGAGACGCCAGCGACGGAUCAGACCACAGACACUGUUCUGGAGCGCGAGGGUAACGCGUACCGCAUUGUUCUGGGCCAGACACUAUCUCGACCGGGCAUCAACGUGAACUUUGCUCUGCCCAGCUACAGUUAUGCCAUGUUAUUGGUGGACACGUUUAUUUCGUACAACGACGGGUGUUUCUACUUUUUCAACGAAGGAAUGGUGAAAGAGAACCUGCGGCGACUGUACAACGACGACGGCGCCGGGUUCCAGCCCGACUUUGGCGGAGAAAACGAGUCUAUUCUGGAAACUAUUUGGUUCUGCAAGAUUUUACUGAUUUUCGCUGUUGGUGAAAUCUAUCUUGGAACAGCCAACGAUUUGAACGGGUACAAAAUCAAGGACAAGAAGAAGAAACAGAAACUGAACCGCACCACACCGUUGCCCGGUUCUGGAUUCUUUGUGCAAGCCAGCGAGCUAUUCACAGCCAUUUUCUCCAGUGGCUCCAUUGACAACUGUGCCAAGCAAGGCGGCAUCGAGGUGCUUCUUUUGUACGCGUUCUACUUGCAAGUGGCCGACUGCACGAUCGCGUCGUACUUCUACUUUGGAAUGGCGCUGCGUGCGUCGCUGAUCAUGGGAUUCCAUGUCGACGUUGGAAAAGACUCUCUCAACAGAUACGAGCUGGAACACCGCCGUCGACUCUGGUGGACCGUGUACAUUUUCGAGCGGAUGCUGGCAUCCAAGGCGGGUCUGCCGUUGUCGCUAACGGACGACGACAUCUCGACAGAACUACCAGACGACUUUGACAUGUCCAAUCCGCCAGAAGGAUGCGAGAACUACAUCUUCCCCGAGGCCGAGUUCAUCCGCAACUGCGUCAAGAUCACCCAGAUCAACGCAAACAUCCUGCGCAAGCUGUACACGCGACAGCCGUCCAGCAACAUCCUGCCGAUCGUGCACGAGCUCGUGGUGAGCCUGUUCAAAUGGAAAAAAGCACUGCCCGACUACGUCAACUGCGACUACCAGCAAACAGACAUCAACGUGAACCGGCUCGUGGUCAACAUGAUGACCGAGUACUUCCAGGGCAUCAAUCUGGCGGUGCGGCCGCUGCUGUUCCAUUUUGUGCUGCUCAAUUUGAAGUCGGAGCACCCGAAAAGCGGCACGUUUCUGGACCUGUCGAGCUACUCGUCCACGAUCCUGACGCUGCUCAACGCGUCGUUCCAGGCGUCCAUCAACACCAUCCGGUCACUCUGGGCGCUGGUCCCGGAGAACAUGCUCUCGCUGUUUGGCUACAUGGACAGAGAGUACCUGUUUGCGGCGACCGCGACGCUGGUGCUGUUCAACGCCACGUUUGGCGUGCACGACGCCACGCUCGAGCAUCUGGACCACGCGCUGAUCAUGUUCACCAAGAUGCGCAAUCUUGGCAACCACCCGGCCGCGCUCCGCAGAGACCAGCUGAUCAAGCUGCUCACUCUGCUCGACUUUAAUGGCCGCAACACCGGCCUAAUUCGGAAACACACCGACAACAUCGACGCGCCGACGCAGGGGGUCAACCACGACCAGGCAAAGACUGGCACCAGCUACUACCGCCAGGACCAGGCGUUCAGUUGGCCGCCAGACUCCCAGGCCCGGCUCGGACCCCUGCGCGAGUCCAUGUCGCCCGGAGUGGCAGAACCGCACGGCCAGUUCUUCUCGCCGUCCCUGCUACCGUCGAUGGGCCAGAUCGGCGACGUGCCAGACCUGGACUCAAUGGUGGCCGACUCGGGCGACAUCAAGCUUUGGAAAGACGUUACAGACCAGGCCGUCUGGCUCGCAGGAGAUAUAGAACCAGAGUUCAACAUCCUGGGCAAAAUCUAA